CCAAGUCCACCCAAUUCUAACAACGUGGAACUUUGUUGUUCACAUUAAGCAAUACAAUAAUAUAAUAGAUGAGAGCAGCAAGAUCCUCACCAUCUUAUUAUUAUUAGCUGAAAAUGGUGGUGCACCACCCUAUUCAUCAUGCCUUCUUCUUCUUCUUCAUGCUCCUCCUUUUCUCCUUCCCAAAUUAUUCACAAUCUUUAACCACUUAUGGGGAGGAUGAAAGGGCUAUUUUACUUAUCCUAAAACAACACUGGGGGUAUCCAUUUUCACUAUUUGAGCAGUGGAACUCCACUUCCUCCCCAUGUGACUGGCCUGGAAUUUCAUGCAACUCCAAUGGAAGUGUCACACGGAUAUCUCUCUCCGAAAUGAUCAUGGGAGGAUCAUUCCCUGCCUCAGCUAUUAUAUGCCAGCUCAACAACCUUGUUUCAAUCAAUUUCAGUUCCAAUAGUCUUUGGGGAACUAUACCAGCUAACCUAUCCAGCUGCUCAAAGCUUGAAACCUUAGAUCUAUCCAUAAAUGAUUUGACAGGAAAAAUAGCAGGUGAGUUUUUUUCCAUGAAAACCCUGCGUAGUUUAAAUCUUCGAGGCAACAUGUUGUUCGGUGAGAUACCGACACCCAUGGUGGCUUAUAGUUUGGAGUCUCUUGAUGUUUCAAGUAACGAUUUGAAUGGAUCUAUACCAGAUGAUAUAGGAAAUUUUUACAACCUUAGCUACUUAAAUUUGUCCAUGAAUUCUUUGAGUGGUCCAAUACCUGCUACAUUGCUGCGGUUGCAUCAACUCUCUCAUCUUUCACUUGCCUCUAACAAUUUGACUGGUGAAAUUCCUGCUAGAUUAUUUGACUUACUUAGUCUGAGUAACAUAGAUAUUUCUCAUAAUCAUCUGAGUGGAAGUAUUCCAAGAGGCUUUGGAGAACUACAUCAAUUGAAGAAUAUUGAUGAAUCAUACAACAAAUUUUCCGGAGAAAAAAGCGAAACUGUUAGCCAUAUGUGGGAUGCGAGACUAACCCUUGCAACAAUUGUAACUUGUGUCGUGAUUGUAGCGGCAGCAGUAGUCAUCAUUGGGAUAGGAAUUCUGGUGUUCAGACCUAGGGUUGGAAGGAGAAAACUCAGAAAAGAAAGUGAUGGAGAAGAAUGGAGUAUGAUUUCAUUUCAAAGGUUGGGAUUCAAUAAAUGGGAUAUUUUGGGUGGUUUGAUUGAUGAAAAUUUGAUUGGAAAUGGAGGGUCAGGGAAAGUAUAUGGAGUGAUCACCAAGAAAGGCCAAAAAGUUGCUGUUAAAAGUAUAAGGCAUGAACAAAAGCAAGGGCAGGGAUUACUGGAGAAACAGUUCCUAGCAGAGGUUAAGAUCCUCGGGGGAAUUUGGCACAACAACAUAGUGAAAUUGUUAUGUUGCAUCAGAGGAAAGACAACAAAGCUUGUUGUGUAUGAAUACAUGGACAAACAAUGCCUUCAUAAAUGGUUGCAUGGAAAGAAGAGGGGCUUAACUACUCAAAUCUUGCAGUGGGAGAGGAGGCUAAGAAUUGCCAUUGGAGCUUCACAAGGGCUUUGCUAUAUGCAUCACAGUUGCAAUCCACCCAUUAUUCAUAGAGAUAUCAAGUCUAGUAACAUACUCGUUGACUCUGACUUCAAUGCGAAGAUUGCAGACUUUGGACUGGCAAAGAUGAUGAAGAGUGAAGGAGAUCCAGAAACAGCAUCUGCUAUUGUGGGAACCUUUGGUUACAUUGCCCCGGAAUACAGCAGUACAAGAAAAGUGGACGCGAAGAGCGACAUCUACAGCUUUGGCGUAGUUCUCUUGGAAUUGACAACGGGAAGAGAAGCAGUGACUAGAAAUGAGGAUAUAAACCUGGCACAAUGGGCACACAAACACCAAAGAGAAGGGAACUCGGCUGCAAAUGCCCUAGAUGAGGAGAUCAAGGACCCACGGUAUCUGGAGGCAAUGAUCGCUGUUUUCAAAUUAGGCCUUGCAUGCACUUUGAAUUCCCCAUCAAGCAGACCGUCCAUGAAAGAUAUUUCACAGAUUCUUCAAAAAUACAGCAAAAACAAUCAUCUGUCUCUAGAGAGCCAAUAGACAAUAUAAUAUUUCCACUUUACUUUUGAA
Ipomoea nil (Japanese morning glory) is the source of this 2093-nucleotide messenger RNA. Its product is annotated as receptor-like protein kinase HSL1. NCBI's taxonomy places the organism in Eukaryota, Viridiplantae, Streptophyta, Magnoliopsida, Solanales, Convolvulaceae. The record is from RefSeq and is a predicted model, not a curated record. The transcript has 2 exons. Bases 114 to 2063 code for a protein of 649 amino acids. Gene Ontology annotation, molecular function: ATP binding; protein kinase activity; receptor serine/threonine kinase binding. Gene Ontology annotation, biological process: protein phosphorylation.